CUGUCCUUCCAGGUGGACCACGCUACGGGCGAAGUGUUCGUGGCCUCCAAGACACGGACCAUAUCUGAAAUGUCUGAUAAAAGCGAAGAACCCAUGACCUUCCCCAGUCUGCCAAAAAAGGGCGGCAAAAAACCUCAGAAGGAAGUUAAGAAGAAAGAAGAAGUUAAAGAGAAGCAAGGACCGAAACGAGGACAGAAAGGAAAACUCAAGAAGAUAAAAGAAAAGUACAAGGACCAGGAUGAUGAAGACCGAGCGCUCAUGAUGGAGAUACUCAAGGUUGGGACAUCUUUAUAUACAGGGUGA
Danaus chrysippus (African queen) is the source of this 303-nucleotide messenger RNA. The record is from the annotation of a GenBank genome assembly. Lineage: Eukaryota; Metazoa; Arthropoda; Insecta; Lepidoptera; Nymphalidae.